AAAACAUUAACAUAGAAUAGAAAAAACACUAAAAACAACUAGCCUGAAACCUAUAACCAAUUUAUUGGUAAUUAAUGAAGAAGACCACAGAAUUUGUGAAAUUAGAUUAAAUUAAAUAGGAAUCCUCAAGUAAAAAAGAACAAAAUAAAUUAAAUGUUAAGAGAAUAAAGCACAAAUGCUAAAUAAUCUCCAAUACAUUAAUGAUUAACCCCAUUAAUUAUAACAGAAUUAUAGACCCAUUAUUCACAGUUGGAUUUGGUCAUAUGCACUCAUGUGCUCUGUUUUUCAUUCAUGUUUUGUUUUUUGCUAUUUCAUACUACCUCCGUCCCAUUUUAUGUGUUUUGGUUUGACUUGAAACGAUUAUUAAUGAAGUAGUUGAAAAAGUAAAAGUUGUGGUUGAUGUUUGAGUAUAAUAAAGUGAAAUGAUGUAAGCCACAUAUUUCUUUCCAAAAAAGGAAAGGAGACACUUAUUUUGGGACAACCCAAAAAGGAAAGUAGGACAUGUAAAAUGGGACGGAGGGAGUACCUUUCUACGGAGUAUUUGGUUAUUGUGAGUUGUGAGUGUUAUUUGUUGUGAGAAUGAGCGGAAACAAUCAGGCUAAUCUAGCGGAUAACAGUUUCGAAUCUCUAACAUGUUUAACGAUCAGUCUUACUUAGUAAGUUAGUAUUGGACAAUAUAUGCUAUAUCCCAUUAGGUAAUGAGAAAGUAUUUCCACUGGUGUGAGAGGGAAGCUUUGGAUAGAUGGAUGGUUGUUCUUUUAAAAGUUUAAUUUAAGUACUCUUGUUUCAAAAAUAGAACUAGUUUGUUGAUUCAAAAAAAAAAAACUAGUUUAUGAUUAUUAUGAAUAGGAUGAAAGUGGUCUUAGCACUCCACCGGACAUCAUACUUUCAGUUUCUUUGACACAGUUGGACUUGUCAACAUUUAAGAGAAAAAUUUACUGAGUGGGGUAAAUUUUACUGUUUUGACACUGUUUGAACACUGUUUGGCACUAUUAGAACACUGUUUGACACUGUUUGGCACUGUUUUGCACUAUUUUGGUAUAGAUUUGUUUACCAAAUAAGGAAAUAAGGAAGUGUGACAUUCAUUUUGAAACAUCCAAAAAAGGAAAGUGUGUCAAACAAACUGAAACGGAUGAGGUAUUUUUCUAGGGUAAUUUGAGUUUGCACCCCUUAUUAUCAUUAUCUAAAUUGGACUUUGCAUCCCGUUUUUAAAAGUCUUUGUUUUUACACCUCAAUCUCAUAUGAAAAAACAAAAAUGAUCUCAAUCAAGAAUAUGUUGAAAGUUAACAAAAUUGUUAAUGGAAGGGCAUUAUUAUUUUUUCAUAUGAGUUUGGGGUGCAAAAGGAAAAAGUUUUAAAAAUGUGGUACAAAGUCCAAUUUGGUACAAACACAAAUUACCCAUAUUUUCUUCCGUCCAUUUUGACUUUUCAAGGGUAGAUGCAGGCCGGCCCAGGGCAUGGCUGUCCAGUGCGACCGCACAGGGCCCGGAUUUUUGAACGGCCCAAACAAAAAUUUAGUAUUACGCCCCUGCGUAAAUGUAAAUAUACUUGAAGAAUGUCUAUUUUUAAAUAAAUUGUAAGUUAUUAAUGACUAUUGUUAUCAUUACAUUUAUUCGUAAGUUGUAUUUUAAGACAAUUUGCUUGUGUUGCAACUUGAAAAAAGGCCCAAAUUUUACAUUUGUUGGGGACCAGCCGGUAGAUGUUGUAAGUUUUAACAUUGUCAAUUAUUACUAGCCACCUUAUGAAAGAUUCAAUGAUCUGAAAUGAAGCUGCCCAAAACAGAGAUCUGAGAUAGCAUUUUUGGAGAUUCCUCUUGUCCGCAUCCACCAUUCUCUCCUUCUGCAGAAAAAACCACCAAAUUGCUGCAAUCACGACCAUUCAUCGCCAAUUCAUAUCUGCCGACAUCUUUCAAUCCAGAACCCCGUCGCCCUUACGACGCCUGUUGUGGAUCAAACCCAACAUCUAGUCACUGCCGGAAAACAAAUUCUCCUCCAAACGCAGCCGUGUCGGAGUAGGGUCCUCUUGUUCCACGUGCAGGAUUUCAGAAUCCCAUUUUCCUUGUCUGAAGAAGAGCACGUUAAUUUGGGGUUUGGAGAUUCUCUUAAAAGCUACUACGUAUUUGCUAGAAUGAAAGGUCGCGUCAGAUGGAAUGAAAGUAAUCUAGGGGAAAUUGAGGCAAACAAACCAGUGAGGCAGAAAAUAACUGAGCCAAAGACGCCUUAUCACCCAAUGAUUGAUGAUGAUGGAUCUUUGUCACCUGUGCGGAAUAGCUUUGAUGAUGGAAGUGAUAAUGGAGUUCGUGCUGAAGCGGUAGAGAAUGCAUUGAAUGAUGUUGCGUCUUGUGGCAAAGAUAAAUUACGCCCCACUGGUUGGCCACUAUCCGAGGAUGAGGCUGAUUACAUGGAUGAAGAAGAUGACGGUGAAGAAAGUAGCUUUAAGGCGCAUAGGCGGGCCCACUACGAUGAAUUUUUGCGGGUGAAAGAACUCAUUCGAGAAGGAUCUUUUACCAUUGAAGAGGAAUCCGAUGAAGAGAGCAGUGCUGAGAAGAAGAGAGAUGGAGGUUGUGAGUCUUCAUCGUCAUCUUUAAUUGUGACAGCUAAUAAUAAGGAUGUGGACAUUGGGAAAGGCCAUGAGUCUAAACAGUCUUCUUCACCAACUGAUGGAGCUUAGAAGCUGAUUCCAAAAUAAUCCUCUGCUUUUACAGAGCUAUUUUCAUCAUCAUUUAGUGCCAUGACAAUGGUUUGGACACUUUGCCUUUGUGUGUUUCUCCAGGCGCAGUUAUGAACUUGUGAAAGUGUAAAUAGACUUCUGAAAUGUUUUUUAGGUUAUAAUCUGAUUGUAUUUCUACAAUGCGGAUCAUUUUUAAAUUUUAAUAAGGCUUUUUGUUUUGAUGGCUACUUAUUGUCUGAUUUGUCUCAUAUAUUGCCAUGUAGUGUUAGUGUGUUGCACAUUUCCAGUAGACAUAUCAUUGUGCCCAUUUGAUCAGA
Cuscuta epithymum is the source of this 2986-nucleotide messenger RNA. The record is from the annotation of a GenBank genome assembly. Lineage: Eukaryota; Viridiplantae; Streptophyta; Magnoliopsida; Solanales; Convolvulaceae.